Messenger RNA from Marchantia polymorpha subsp. ruderalis, 881 nucleotides. Lineage: Eukaryota; Viridiplantae; Streptophyta; Marchantiopsida; Marchantiales; Marchantiaceae. The record is from the annotation of a GenBank genome assembly.
CAGAGACUGCAGCAAAAUACAAUGUAUACUAUUCCGCGGUUGAUGACAUGAGGACCCAUCUGGCAACCCACAUGCCAGAGGAAUCACCCAACAGUCUGACGUGGAUUCUUCUACAUGUUAGCAAAGUAGCGAUAAAUAGGUUUGUUGUAUGCGUCAACUGGAACAGUACUGAUGAUGAACUCUGAGACUAAGUGAAUGGAGAUGAAUGGCUCGUGGGCUGACAUGGGUUUUCACAGCACGAGGAGUCUACCCGGAAUUGUAAGUGGUCGGAAAAUGUAGUCGUUACAUCAGCAGUUGAAUUUCGUUCACUUCAACAAAACAGCGGACUCUUGGGACACCGACUCCGAGUGCAAGUGAAUCUAAUAAAUUCUGAAUAGAUCUAGCGACCGAGUAGAUAACUUCUCGGUGCGAAGCUAGUGGAAGCUUGGCUUGUACUCAAGACGUAGACGACCACACGGGGCUUUACUUCUGGGGCAGUUGUGUGCGUGUCAAAAAUCAGCACCUGGAAAGGUCUGGAAUUCAUUUCCAAAUACCUUUCUCGUUGCGCACGAUGAUAUGGCGUCCGUGUGUUGUCUUCAGAUGCAGCACGGAAGGGAUACGAGAAGAGAAGGUGUAAUGCGAUUUCACAGCCGAAAAUUGGAUGAGCCAGCUUCGCUCGUGACCGGUGUGCUCAAUCAAGAGGGCGAUGUCUGUUGCAGUCUUAUCUUCGGAUUCUAUGAACACAGGGAAUUCAAAUGACAUAGCUCUUUCCUGGCUCGACAUUAAACUCGUGUCAUCCAAUCAGCACAAACUACCGAUUCGGCAACCUUGAAACACUCUAUGAGGUAGUUUAGACGGAUCCUCCAUUCCAGUCCCACGACGAUGUACUUACAUGAUAUUGU